Messenger RNA from Acanthisitta chloris (rifleman), 1837 nucleotides. Its product is annotated as bromodomain testis-specific protein-like. The annotation marks the transcript as partial. The record is from RefSeq and is a predicted model, not a curated record. NCBI's taxonomy places the organism in Eukaryota, Metazoa, Chordata, Aves, Passeriformes, Acanthisittidae. Gene Ontology annotation, cellular component: chromatin; nucleus. The transcript is spliced from 10 exons. Gene Ontology annotation, biological process: positive regulation of transcription elongation by RNA polymerase II; chromatin remodeling.
GAUUACUACAGUGUUAUAAAGAAACCUAUGGACUUGGGCACCAUUAAAAAGCGCCUGCAACACAAUUACUACACCAAGGCUGCAGAAUGCAUGGAGGACUUUAAAACUAUGUUCUCAAACUGCUACAUUUAUAAUGAGCCCGGUGAUGACAUUGUGAUUAUGGCUGAAGAACUAGAAAAAUUGUUAAUGGAGAAGAUAGCACAAAUGCCACUAGAAGAAAGACCAGUGAGUCUCAAUAAAGGAAAGAGAGAAGGAAAGAAGCCAGAAGAAGCACAGCAGCCCAACCCUGGGACUUCAAAGGGACGAAGCACAGGGCAGAGACAAGCGGAAAGCAGUGAGCAGCCUCCAGUGAUGACUCCAGAGCAACAGCAGGUAGCAUUGGCUCCUUUGUCUGCAGCUCAACUGACUGCUUUAAUGCCAGCUGCAGAUCCCAUAACAAAAGUAGAUUUCCUCAAAUAACGCUCAGAAACUACAACUCCUACUCCUUCAAUAGACGCAGCAAGUGGUGAAUCAUCUGCGACGUUUAAUGAAAGCAAAGCUGUUAAAGCAGGCAGAGGUGAAAGUGAAUAUAUAGUAUCAAACAAGAAUCUGAAGAGAUCUUUGCUAGAUUCUCCAUGGUCACCUGGACCUGCUAAAAAGAUUCAGUUGUCAGAAGAACUAAAACAUUGUAAUGCGAUACUUGAAGAAAUGCUUUCAAAGAAGCAUGCAGCAUAUGCGUGGCCUUUCUUAAAACCUGUAGAUGCAGCAACUUUCCCCACUGGUGAGAACCAAGGCAGUGCCAAAUGUCCUACAAACCUAAGAACCAUUAAAGAGAAAAUGGAUCACUUGGAAUAUAACAAUAUACAAGAAUUUGCUACAGAUGUGAGAUCAAUGUUCAUGGACUGCUACAAACAUCAUUCCCCAGACCAUGAAAUAGUCACUAUGGCAAGAAAACUUCAGGAUGUAUUCGAAAUGCACUUUGCCAAAAUUCCUGAUGAACCUCUUGCAAGUGCUCAUCUGCCACAGCCUUUGAGAGAAGUGUCAGGAGUUUAUUCCAGUGAAAGUACUGAUGACGACUCUUCAGAAGAAAAUUCCUCUGAAGACUCUGAAGCGGAGAUAAGACUGCACCUUGCAAAGCUUCAUGAGCAACUUAAAGCUUUUGAACAGCAGUUUUGGCUUUUGACCAAAGCAUGCUUAGCUAAAUGGGAAAAGAAAAAAGGCAAGGCUAAGAGCAAGCAAAGGAAGAACAAGGAAAAGGCCAAAAUAAAAGGCUUGAUUCAAAAGAAGAAUCUGCAACACAAGAAGGAAUCUCAGAAGAAGCUGUCUUUAAACAUUCAAUCAAAGAAAACCAUGCAGCAGGUGUUGUUGGCACAUAAGCCAGAAGAUGAUGGUGCCAAGCCUAUGAAUGAUGAUGAAAAACGACAGUUGGCUUUAGACAUAAGUAAACUCCCUGGAGAAAAGCUUGUGGAAGUAGCCCAUAUAAUACAGUCAGGAGAACCUGCACUGAGGAGCUCUAUCCCUGAUCAAUUAGAAGUAGGCAUUGCAAGUUUAAAUGCUUCAACACUCAGAGAACUAGAGAAAUACGUGGCAACCUGUCUGAGGAAGAGACCAAGUGAGAUGGGAGCUGAAAAUGCAACAAUGUCAAAAGAACAAGUGAAUUCUGAAAGGAAGCAAGAACUUGAGAAGAAACAGCUGGAUGUCAAUGGUGAACUAAACCCAAAGAAGAACUUUGAGUCUGAAAACAAGGCUGAGUCCAGUACUGGACCAAGGGGACUGAGUGGCAGCAGCAGCUCCUCAGAUUCUGGCUGCAGUACUAGCAGUGAUUCUAGCUCCUCAGAUAGCAGUGGCUCUGAAUCAG